Amborella trichopoda is the source of this 1020-nucleotide messenger RNA. RefSeq names its product acidic endochitinase. Gene Ontology annotation, cellular component: extracellular region. Lineage: Eukaryota; Viridiplantae; Streptophyta; Magnoliopsida; Amborellales; Amborellaceae. Gene Ontology annotation, molecular function: chitinase activity. The record is from RefSeq and is a predicted model, not a curated record. Gene Ontology annotation, biological process: carbohydrate metabolic process.
UAUUUAAGGGAACCUCUUAAUUGUUGGUAUGCAUCCCUUUAACUUGAUUAUCUCCUUUUCAAGUGCUCAAUUUGGGGCUUGCAAUACUUGCUUUGUGGUCACUUGGGUUCCUUCUCCUUUACAAUGGCAUCCUUACCACUACACUUGAUGGGCCUCUCUCUCUUCAUUUUAGGGGCACUUGUGGUGUGCUCUAAUGGAGGAAAGAUUUCCAUCUAUUGGGGUCAAAAUGGCAAUGAGGGUACCCUAGCUGAAACAUGUGCAACAGGGAACUAUGGCUUUGUGAACAUAGCCUUCUUGUGCACAUUUGGCAAUGGCCUGACCCCUCAAAUCAACCUAGCAGGCCAUUGUGAUCCCUACUCUAAUGGCUGCACUGGGCUUAGUGAUGACAUAAGGUCUUGCCAAGAAAGUGGUGUCAAAGUUAUGUUGUCGAUUGGUGGUGGUGCCGGAAGCUACUAUUUGUCCUCUGCAGAGGACGCGAGCCAAGUGGCUCAGUAUCUGUGGGACAAUUUCUUAGGUGGCACCUCUUCGUCUCGGCCACUAGGUGAUGCAGUGCUUGAUGGCAUUGAUUUUGACAUAGAAGGUGGGACCCCUGACCACUGGGAUGACCUGGCUCGGGAUCUUACUAGUUUUAGUAGUCGUGGAAAGAGAGUGUAUUUAACGGCCGCACCUCAAUGCCCGUUUCCGGAUGCAUGGGUCGGGGGUGCCCUAAAUACUGGCUUGUUUGAUUAUGUUUGGGUGCAAUUCUAUAACAAUCCUCCGUGCCAGUAUUCUUCUGGAGAGGUUACAAAUCUACAAGAAGCUUGGGAUCAGUGGACCACUGCGAUCAAUACGACAAACGUCUUUUUGGGACUGCCGGCAGCCCCAGAAGCUGCCGGAAGCGGCUUCAUCCCCAGUGACAUCUUGACCUCUCAGGUGCUUCCUUUGUUGAAGCACUCUGAAAGGUAUGGAGGAGUUAUGUUGUGGUCCAAGUACUAUGACGAUCGGAGUGGCUAUAGCUCCUCCAUCAAACAUGAUGUUUGA